CGGGCUGUAGAGAUGAAUGAACAUGAAGAUGAAGGUAAGCCAGGUAUUUUGAGUAAAAUAAUAAUAAUUAUAGGAGAAGAACAGUACUCCAAGUUGUGCUUGCGGAGGAGGAAUUACUUCCAUUACGAAUCAAUGCAAUCCUUCAGUCGUCGACUGUGCAUGGUUGCAAAUGAAGCCUAAGUGGACUACGUCACUAGAAUAGAAUCCCUGACCUGAUACUGACAUGUAUCCACCCCCUGCCAAAUCAUGGCAGCAUAUACCAGCAUCCCUGCCCGAUGAUACUGAGAAGGAGUCCUGAUACUGACAUGUAUCUACCCCCUGCCAAAUCAUGGCAGAAUAUCCCAGCAUCCCUGCCUGAUGAUACUGAGAAGGAGUCCUGAUAUUGACAUGUAUCAACCCCCUAUUAUCGAAAAAUGUAUCAACCCCCUGCCAAAUUAUGGCAGCAUAUCCCAGCAUCCCUGCCUGAUCAUACUGAGAAGGAGUCAACAAGGUGCCUAUUACAUAUGGCAGCAUUCUCCUUUUGUUGGCAUAUGACAGCAGAAGUGUGGAAGUUGGCCAUCUCUGCCAAUGACCAGAUAUUUCUGCAGGACCUUUAUAAAUCUUUUUUUAUCAUAUAUUGCUAUGUUGUGUUUGCUUUCACACUUCAUACUUACACUGCGGAUGCUGAUUUUUACUCCUGGAAGUUUUAUGAAAGGACGAGAAGGGUUUUCAAGUACAAGAUAAGAGACCCUACAAUGAAGGCAGAACAAGAGCUAACAGUUGAAUCUUUGAUGAGCCCGUUUCAUGGUUCUGCUUGUUUGCAAGCCACAAUUUUCUUGUGUGUGCUUGCAAUUCUUUCAUCAGAUGUUCAAGCUCGACAUGAUAUUACAGAUAGUGAUAGGUACACCUGCCGUCCUUUCUCGUGUGGCCAUCUCCAAAGCGUCCAAUACCCUUUCCGCCUGCGAGGCGAUCCAACUUGGUGUGGUUCUCCGUCGUACGAGCUGUCUUGCACUGAUAGCAAGGCUACAAUUCAGAUCAACACAGGGACAUACUUUGUUACCGAGAUCAACUACAAGUAUUCUUACUUCUGGGUCGUGGACGCGAACCUGGACAUGAGCAGCAGUUGCCCUCUUCCUCGCUUGGAUCAGCGUCCUUAUCUAUAUGGCCUCCAGAGGUCAGACGGCCUCAUCGAACUGAAUCCUCGACAUGAUAUUACUUGGGCUACCUUUGUGAAUUGUUCACGGGCGAUCACAAACAGUCGUGACUACACACUGGUUUCUUGCCUAAGCACGAGGUCUUCUUUUGUCUAUGUGUUGAUGGACUCUUUUUCUGUUGGAAACCUUAAGCCUUCUUGUGGGUACUUGGCUAUGGCUGCUUUGGAGGAUUGGAGCAUGCAAUACAAUACUGCAAAUCAUGGAAUUCUGGUAGAAUCCCUAAGGAGAGGAUUUCCUGUCAUGUUUCCUGCAGACUAUAAAAAGUGGUUGUGGAGCGUCAAAGGCUGCCUAAAGAGAUAUAUUGUCCCACUCCCUGGAAAUUCAAAGGCUGUUCUUGCAUUGCACUGGAUUACGACCAUAUUCAUGGUUGAUUAUGAAAUCUUGUCCUGCUCAUUAGGAGUAGGUAAUAUUCCUUUGGAUGGAUACCUCAGCACACUACGCUUUACAGCAGCAUUCUCCACGACAAUAUUGAAGUUGAUUGCUGUACUAUGCAGGAUCGUUGUUGCACCCCUCGUGGUAUUGUUCUUCCUUGCCCACAAGUACUGGAAAACAAGGAUCAUAAUUGAUGCAGUCGAGAAGUUUCUCCUGAUGCAGCAAAUGAUCGGCCCGAGAAGGUAUGCCUACACAGAUAUUGUUGCGGUCACACGAAAUUUCAGAGAUAAGCUGGGUCAGGGUGGCUACGGCUCUGUUUUCAAGGGUUUUCUCCCAGGCGAUGUCUAUGUGGCCGUCAAGAUGCUAGACGGUAAAUCGAGCUGCGAUGGAGAAGAUUUCAUCAGUGAAGUCUCCACCAUUGGCAGGAUCCACCAUGUCAAUGUGGUUCGUUUGGUCGGGUUUUGCUCGGAGGAAAUGAGGAGGGCGCUUGUCUAUGAGUACAUGCCCCAUGGUUCUCUUGACAAGUACAUAUUCUCGUCCGAGAAGAGUUUCUCCUGGGACAAGCUCAAUGAGAUUGCCUUGGGCAUUGCUAGGGGAAUCAACUACCUGCACCAAGGUUGUGACAUGCAGAUUCUGCACUUUGACAUUAAGCCGCACAACAUCCUUCUUGACAGCAAUUUUGUCCCAAAAGUUGCUGAUUUCGGCCUCGCUAAGCUAUACCCAAGGGACAGCAGUUUUGUGCCGUUGAGUGCCCUAAGGGGAACCAUCGGGUACAUAGCUCCUGAGAUGGUAUCCCGGAGCUUUGGUGUCAUAUCCUGCAAGUCUGAUGUUUACAGCUUUGGGAUGUUGUUGCUGGAAAUGGCCGGAGGACGAAGGAAUGCCGACCCGGAUGCAACGAACUCAAGUCAGGCAUUUUACCCAUCGUGGGUGUAUGACCGGCUGACUAAACAGGAGAUGGGUGAGAUAUCUGCUGAGAUGCAUGAGCUGGAGAGGAAGCUGUGUCUUGUUGGACUAUGUUGCAUCCAGAUGAAGUCUCAUGAUCGCCCGGCGAUGAGCGAGGUGAUAGAGAUGCUCGAAGGCGGCACUGAUGACCUGCAGGUGCCUUCCAGGCCAUUCUUCUAUGACGAUGGGCAGACCGCUGUAGUGGAGUCUUACCAUUUCAGCUCUGAGCUGACAGCCAUUUCAGAGGAGGACGAGUGAAAUUUGGUCUAUGUUCGAUGUAAUGUAUUAUUACGAGGUGGUGAACAUGUCUUGUGUAGAACUACAGUAAUGUUCAUAUAUACCAUUGUUCUUGGGAAUGUAUCCUGAACCUAAACAUAUCAUGUGCUCCAAGACUAGAAUUUUAAGAUGUAUGGAUUAUGAAAUUUCAGUUUU
This is a messenger RNA of Lolium perenne, 2939 nucleotides long. Its product is annotated as rust resistance kinase Lr10. Gene Ontology annotation, molecular function: ATP binding; protein kinase activity; polysaccharide binding. The record is from RefSeq and is a predicted model, not a curated record. Gene Ontology annotation, biological process: protein phosphorylation. NCBI's taxonomy places the organism in Eukaryota, Viridiplantae, Streptophyta, Magnoliopsida, Poales, Poaceae.